AUGAUACGCUCAGCAGCGCGGCUCUUCCAAGCCGACCUCAGCGUGGCACCACACUUACUCCGACCCAAAACUUUUGUGAAAAAAAUUGGCAAGAACAAUGAGAUCUACUACACCCUAGUGAAGAAGGGGCUUGCGCAUAACCUUGAUCCGGAAAAGGAGUAUAAAUUCUUUGAAAUGCCGAAUUUACUGCUGGAUCUCGAUGCAGAGGGCACACGGCACGUGCGGUCCGUUGAGGACACUGAUGAGAAGCUAAUGACGGCCAGAUGGGCAGAAGUGCCCAGACGAAGGGCAGUGCAGACUCGAUCAAGGGCGUUCGAAGAACAACUUUACGAAUCACGGGGGAAAGCACGCGAGAUCAUGUCACAGCCCACCAAUCUUUGGCGCAUUACUUCGCACGAUAUCGUCUCCGCUGCGCUUCAUGGAGGUCCUGGCCCCCAGAGGAAAUCGGCUCGGGAAUUAACACCGGCAGACGUGAUAUCUGGAUCAAGCAGCGCACCAACACCGUCCAGAAACUCGGGAAUCAUCGAAAAGCUCCUCCUGGAAAACGGCAUACCUCAGCACGCCGUCAACGAGGACCAGCUCCUCCUUCGCUGGAUGACCCUCCGCUACAACAGCCUCACCCAGUCAUCCCCAUAUCACAGACGAACAGCGCCCUCACCAGAACAACUCAAACGAGCUCUUCAAACCCAAACGACUAUUCUGGGCGCGCGUAGACUGGUCUUCCAGGCACUCUCGGCCGGCACCAGCAUAAACAGCUUCCAGAAUGAGACUAAGCCGGCAAUAAGUCUGCCUCACCAGAUACGCUCUACAUGCGCCUACAUCUUGAGUCAAGAUCCGCGCGAUCGAGAUUUGUAUCUCCAGGCGCUCACAUUCCUCGGAAACCUCUCUGAGCGACUUUCUUCCCUCGAUGCGCAGCUAGGGCCCAUCUUGUGCGGGCUGGCGUUGAAGCUUUCUGCAGAGAUUGGUUCCCUAGAAGCGUUACCAGUCUGGCUCUAUCGCAGCCACCACACCUGCAGCAACGGCAAGCUGCUCAUGAAAGAUGUAUUGUCAGCACUCACCUCUUUGCAGAGAACACUGAGGAGCAAACGCCCCGUGAACCUGCAGACCAUUGAGCAACGCCAGCUUCUGUUCCAAUUACUUACAGGCAUCGACGAAAAUGACACGAUGGCCAAAGACUCUUUCAGGACAUUUGGUACGACUUUCCUCGAGGGGGACAGCUCAAGCACGGCCAGGCGCGCAUACUCUGCCUACAUUGCACUGCUGGGACAGCUUGGCGCAGCACGAACACUGUGGCGGGAAUGGCGAGAGCUGCCCUCUUCUGUUUCAAGAGACGAGGCCGUCGUGCUCGGCUUUUGCAACGCCCUGAAACAGGCAGUCCGUGUCAUGCCCGGCUCUGAUGGCGAGUACACACCGGAUUCUAGCCUCGCUGCGUGCGCCGCGCUAGAUUAUCACGCCAUUGGGAUGCAGGAUACUGCUGCUUGGCGAGCACGCAUCUCCAGUAACAUGGCUGGGCAAGCAAAUGUCAAUGUUGCAGCGUGUCGGGCUAUUUUGGACCUGCCUCUCGCCGAUUGUAUCAAGGGAUUUGGAGCAUUGUAG
Molecule: messenger RNA, 1596 nt
Organism: Metarhizium brunneum ARSEF 3297
Lineage: Eukaryota; Fungi; Ascomycota; Sordariomycetes; Hypocreales; Clavicipitaceae
Source: RefSeq, a predicted model, not a curated record